AUGUCACAAGCUACCACCGCUGCGGCACCUGCGGCGCUCGAGACGCCUGCGGAUCUCGUCGACGUCUUCCGCCGCGCCGAGGCUGCCCUGAAGCCCACGAUCCUGGGCCCCGAGGACCGCUGGUACAUUGUCGUCAUCUCGUGCCUGGUCGCGGGCCCGGAUCCGGAAGCCGCCGCGCACCUCUACGCCCAUCUCGUGGCCCAACCUGCGUACGCCACGUCGGACGCCCGCAAGGCCCUCGUGCGCCGCCUGCGCGAAGCCCUCGUCAAAGCCGUGUCCAUUGUCGGCGUCUGCAAGCCGCUCGAGGCCAUCCUGGCCAUCAGCGCCAUCGAGCGGCCCGAGGACAAGGACUACUCCGAGACGCGCGCCGGCUGGCAGUGCGACGACGCCAACCUGGACCGCGCCAUGGCGUGGUACGCCAAGAUCUACAAGCACAACGCGUCCGACACGCUGGGGCUCUUUGACGCGCACAAGGACUUUGUCUGGCUGUCGAAGCACAUCACGUACGGCCUGUACCUCGGCGACCGGCAGGUGCUCGACGACCUGGACACGGAAAUGGUCGUCUUCCCGGCCAUUAUGUCGCAGAACCUCAAGACGGAGACGUGGUGGCACAUUCGCGGCACGCGGCGCGUGGGGGUGUCGAAUGCGGACACCAAGGUGCUGUACGACGUGAUCAAGGACGUCAACGCGCACUUUGGCGUGGACCUGAACAAGGUGCCGACCGUCGACGACGUGGAGCACGACGUGUGA
Molecule: messenger RNA, 750 nt
Organism: Sporothrix brasiliensis 5110
Lineage: Eukaryota; Fungi; Ascomycota; Sordariomycetes; Ophiostomatales; Ophiostomataceae
Exons: 2
Coding region: 1-750 (249 amino acids)
Source: RefSeq, a predicted model, not a curated record